AUGGGAAAGACGCAAACAUGGGAAAGACGCAAACAUGGGAAAGACGCAAACAUGCGAAAGGCGCAAACAUGGGAAAGACGCAAACAUGGGAAAAACGCAAACAUGGGAAAAACGGAAAUAUGGGAAAAACGCAAACAUGGGGAAAACGCGAACAUGGAGAAAACGCAAACAUGGGAAAAACGCAAACAUGGGAAAAACGCUAACAUAGGAAAAACGCAAAUAUGGGAAAAACGCAAACAUGGGAAAAACGCAAAUAUGGCAAAAACGCAAACAUGGAAAAAACGCAAACAUGGGAAAAACGCAAACAUGGGAAAAACGCAAACAUGGGAAGAACGCAAACAUGGGAAAGACGCAAACAUGGGAAAAACGCAAACCUGGGAAAAACGCAAACAUGGGAAAAACGCAAACCUGGGAAAAACGCAAACAGGGGAAAAACGGAUAUACAGGAAAACCCAUACAGGGGAAAAACUCACAUAUGGGAAAAACGCACAUGCGGAAAAAACGCACAUAUGGGGAAAACGCAAAUAUGGCAAAAACGCAAAUAUGACAAAAACGCAAAUAUGGCAAAAACGCAAAUAUGGCAAAAACGCAAAUAUGGCAAAGACACAAAUAUGGCAAAGAGGCAAAUAUGGCCAAGAGGCAAAUAUGGGAAAGACACAAAAAUGGCAAAGAGGUAAAUAUGGCCAAGAGGCAAAUAUGGGAAAGAUGCAAAUAUGGGGAAAAUGCAAAUAUGGGGAAAACGCAAAUAUGGGGAAAACGCAAAUAUGGGAAAAACGCGAAUAUGGCAAAACCGCGAAUAUGGCAAAAACACAAAUAUGGGAAAAAUGCAAAUAUAGAAAAAACGCAAAUAUGGGAAAAACGCAAAUAUGGGAAAACCGCAAAUAUGGGAAAAACGCAAAUAUGGGAAACCGCAAAUAUGGGAAAAACGUAAAUACGGGAAAAACGCAAAUAUGGGAAAAACGCAAAUAUGGCAAAAAAGCAAAUAUGGCAUUAACGAAAAUAUGGCCAAAUCGCAAAUAUGGCAAAAACGCAAAUAUGGCAAAAACGGAAAUAUGA
Molecule: messenger RNA, 1056 nt
Organism: Schistocerca cancellata (South American locust)
Lineage: Eukaryota; Metazoa; Arthropoda; Insecta; Orthoptera; Acrididae
Exons: 1
Coding region: 1-1056 (351 amino acids)
Source: RefSeq, a predicted model, not a curated record